Messenger RNA from Dentiscutata heterogama, 174 nucleotides. Lineage: Eukaryota; Fungi; Glomeromycota; Glomeromycetes; Diversisporales; Gigasporaceae. The record is from the annotation of a GenBank genome assembly.
CCUUAUAUACCAAUAGUUCGACCUGAUGAUAAACAGGUCAAGCGGAUCAAUGUCAAUGGAGUUUGUUGGCUUCCAUUGGCUCCAUUCAGAAAUAUUCUCAAUGGAGCAAUGGAGCAAUGUCAAUGGAGUUGUUCUCCACUCGUCCCAAUGGAUAAAUGUGCCAACCUUGUAUGA